CGGAGCUGCACGCUGCACAGGAUCAUCACACACACACUGACAUUUGCUGAAGAAGAACAACAACACUUUUUAUAACCACAAAACGUAAUAAUACAAAUUUAAAAAAUAAACGAAUAGUGUAAAGUAUAUGUAUUCUCCCUGCAGUCGGGGGCUUUAGGAAACUGCAAGGAAGUCACCAUGUGAUAAAAAUUAUUUGGUAAACGGACAAAAGGGCUGGAUUACAAGAAAACAAGCGAAAGUUAAAAGGGCGUGAGCGGAAUGUCCGUGGAUGAGAAGCCUGAAGCCCCCAUGUACGUGUAUGAGUCGACGGUUCAUUGUACCAAUAUCCUCCUGUGCCUGAACGACCAGCGGAAGCAGGAUAUCUUGUGCGAUGUGACUGUCCUGGUGGAGGGCAAGGAGUUCCGCGGCCACCGGGCCGUGCUGGCCGCAUGCUCAGAGUACUUCUUGCAGGCUCUGGUUCAACAGGCCGAGAAUGGCUUGUUCCUCAGCCUACCUGAUGAGGUCACUGCCAGGGGAUUCGCUCCAUUGUUGCAGUUUGCCUACACUGCUAAGCUGUUACUCAGCAGAGAAAACAUCCAGGAGGUCAUCCGCUGUGCCGAAUUCCUGCGCAUGCACAACCUGGAGGACUCGUGCUUUCGCUUCCUGGAGGCCCAGCUCCGCAGCGAGGAGGACGGCCUGCUGCUGUGCCACAAGGUGGCGCCGGCCGAGGGCAACCACGAGACCGAGGAUGAGAGCAUGCAGUCUGAGACGACAACAAAGGUCACCUCCCCCCGGGCCCGGCGGCGCGCUGAAGCUUUGGCCUCCUUGCAGCAAGCACCGGACGCGGACCAGCUAGCCAUGGCGGUGCCCAGCGACUUCGCAGACGGACGGCUGGACUUCGACAGGCACGGAGCGUCGGACCUCCCCCGCUGCCCCAAAUACAGGAAGUACCAGUGGGCCUGCAACAACCACAAUAACAACACCUCCUCACAUACAAGUACCUCAGGUUUUCCAAGCACAUUAUUAUUUAAGGAGACCAGCGUUGGCAUCAGCGACGGGGCGGUCCGGGACCAGAGCAGGCCGCCGGUGGCCCAAAUCAAAGUGGAGCCGCGGGCAGAGGAAGAGGUAAUCUCGCUGUACCUGUCGGGGGAUGAGCAGGACGGCCAGGACAAGGAUGAUGUGACAGCCAUGGAAUUGGACAGUGUCCCAGUGGUAUCCCCCUCUUCCGUCAAGCGGAGCAAGUCCCCUACCUGCCUCCGCGCCUUCUUCAAGAAAGGAACGGACCUGCCAGGUCUGCCCAACGCAUCGCAACAGCUAUUCGCCAACAGACUCGCCAGCAUCUGCCCCCAAGACAAAGAAACCACUCAGGGAGAUCACAAAACAAAAGAUUUCAGGCCUUUCACUGCAGGGGAGCUGGGCCUGUCUGUUACAUCCCCAAAGGAAGUGGACGGCUUCCCUCCGAGGCUGUCGUCGCUGAAGUCUGCCUCCUGCGACGGCGUUUGCAAACAGGAAGUGGAGCUGGACCGCCGCAGUGUCAUUUUUUCCUCCUCAGGGGCCUGCGACCGUCUGGGCACCCCGGCGCAUUCCUGCAACGGUGGUAACUCUUUGGAGAUGGAGCUCUCAGAGCACACGCCAAAGAGUCUGUGGGAUGGUGCCAGCCAGUCCCUCCCCACCUCCGAGACCUACUCUCCCAGCAGCGCCCCCUCCCUCGCUUCCACCACCACAGAGUCCCCGCCGCUCCUCUGCCGCCUGCGGCCCAACACCAGCUGCCCAGUGCCAAUCAAGGUGUGUACGCGCUCACCGCCCUCCGAGACCCGCACGCGGACCUCCAGCUCCUGCUCCUCCUACUCUUACGCGGAGGAUGGGAGCGGCGGCUCCCCCUGCAGCCUGCCCCAGUUUGAGUUUUCCUCCUCGCCGUGUUCCAACGUGGCGCUCCGCCUCGCCGCCGACCAGCAGGACCAGAGCGUGAUGGGGGGAGAUGCCCUCUUCAACCAGGUGCGCCCCAAGAUCAAGUGCGAGCAGUCGUACGGCACGAACUCCAGCGACGAGUCGGGAUCCUUCUCUGAGGGUGACAGCGAGUUGUGUCGAGCCGAGCAAGGGCCAGAGGUAAAGCUUCCUUUCCCUGUAGAUCAAAUCACAAAUCUUCCACGGAACGACUUCCAAAUGAUGGUAAAAAUGCACAAACUGACCUCAGAGCAGCUGGAGUUCAUCCAUGACGUCCGGCGGCGGAGUAAGAACCGCAUCGCAGCGCAGCGCUGUCGCAAGAGGAAGCUUGACUGCAUCAUGAACCUGGAGUGUGAGAUCAGAAAAUUGGUGAACGAGAAGGACAAGCUGCUGGCAGAGAGGAACCAGCUGAAGGAGUGUAUGGGCGAGCUGUGGGAGAACUUCUCCUGUCUGUCCCAGGAGGUGUGCAGGGACGUGCAGCUGAGCCCGGAGCAGGUCCAGUCCCUGAACCACUACUGCCCUGUUCUGAAGCCCGGCACCAACACCACCAACACUGCCAGCAAUGCUGCCUCCAACAGCAUUGACCUUACCACCCACUCCGGCUCAGCCACCCCGGAGCCCAGCUUCCUGAAGUCCCCCGGGCCCUCAGAGAGCGAGCCUGACUCGGCCAUGGGGAAUGAGGCUGACGGGGGGGGAGGCGGCAAUGAGGCGGAAGGGCAGGAGCCGAGGUUAUACAUGGAGGCGGGGCUCUCAUUCAAUGAACAGUCCAAUCAGACGGUGACGGUAGACUUCUGCCAGGAAAUGACUGAUAAAUGUACAACUGACGAACAGCCGAGAAAGGACUGUACAUAGUAAACUGUGGUUUUUAUACCUGCGUUUUUUUAUUAUUUAAUUUGUAUUUUUUAUUUUCUUCUGACAAACCCCUUUCUCUGGGUUGUUGAGAUGGUCAGCCUUGGCCAGUGUUCUCUGAAAACAUUUUUUGUUUGUAUGUCUUUUUGGUUGUCUUUUUAAAGGUUGACACUACAGUUGUCUUAAGAGCAGCAAUACUGUUCUCCAGGUAUUCUCCUCUCUGCAACCAUGACAGAGUGGGAACUUCACACAAAACUCCUCUCACAAUGGUGCUACACCGUGACCGGGCAGGCAGUGAUCUCCACAGUGGGAACAUUGUUCUCUAUCUAUGUAUUACAGUCUACUCACAAGGAUGGGCAAAGAUCACAUCUUCAACUCAAACCUCAAUGGACCUAACAGCAGCUCUCUUUGUCUCUCAAUCUACCUACAGCUUCUAUCUCUCUGUCUCUCUCGCUAUUUCUCAAUAUCGCUCUUUCUCACUCUCACUAUUUCUCUCGCUCUCCCUUUCUCUCUCUCUCUGUGUCUCUCUCACUCUCUCUCCUACUCUGUCUAUUUUCGAUCAAUCUAUUUCACUUUCGCUCUCUGUACAUUUGUCUAUCUCUCUCUCUUAUUCUCUCACUCUCUCUCGGUGGCCCUCGUCACAGCAAUUCAAACUCAGGAAGAAAUCUUCUGAAUGUUCAACAUGAUUCAUGAAAAUAAGAAUACAGCUUCUGUACAUGAGAGAUUUAUGAAGCAGUUAGACUGUACAUGUUCAUAUGCAAAAAUGUCUUCUGCUUCACUCAUUUGCAUUUUCUGUACAGAAAAACAAUGUGUGCAGACAGUACCUAAACAGUCCUCCUUUGCCUUCCUCAGCACUGAAACGAAAGAGAAAAAUGAGUGAUUUGACAGGUGGUUAAAUAGCUAUGUUCCCACCAGGGUUGGGGUCAAUUCCAUUUCAAUUCCAGUCAAUUCAGGAAGUACACUGAAAUUCCAAUUCUCUUCAAGGCUUUUCAAUGAGGAAAUUGGAAUUGGAAUUUGGUUUACUUUUUGAAUUGACUGGAAUUGAAAUUGACCCCAACUCUGGUUCCCACACAUCAGCAAUACCAUUGUAUGUGGAUGUUGUAAUGGUAACUUUCAAGUGCUUGCUUCGGCAGAACGUAUAAUGUAUAUAGUAUGGAGCAUGGUGACUGUCACAGUAAUAUUGUACAAGUAGAGGCUUAAACGUUUCUUUUCACUGGGGUUUUUGUUAAGGGAAAAUAUUUGCUUUGCUGUUUCCUGCCUAAAGGAAAAUUCCCCAUAAGGGUGGGUGUUCUUAAACUCAGGAAAUCAGCUUGACACACACACUCAAACACGCACACACAAACACGCACACACAUAGACACACAUUCAUUUUAGAGCCCCUUGCAUGAAAAUUGGAUGUUGCUGGCGAGGACAGUGUAAGCAUGUUAUUAACCAGUGGCUCAAGCCGCAUCCAUUCAAACUUUGACACUUCUUUAAAUGUGAAAAAGAGUUUCAUCUUGUUGUGUUUUUGAGGAAACUUUAUUUCUUCUUAUCAGUAUUUAAAGAUGCUAUAUGUAUGAUGGUGAAAACUCUCACCCUUUGAAUUUCUUCAGUGUUAUGUUUCAAUGUUGUCAAGGAAUGUGUGAGUAGACACCUUCUCAAGCUGAGGGAUAGCUAUUCUGUCUGUAACAAAAAAACAUACACAAAAUAUGUAUAUUUACUAAGGAUACUUUCUCUAAUGAAUCUGGGCUCAAUUCAGGCUCUUUCCUUCCAGCACCAGAUGCUCAGUUAUAACUAGUUCUAAUAGCACUUCAUAGAGGGUUUAUGUCAGAUUCAAAACCCUGAAAAGUCUGAUACUGAAGCACUUAAAUUGGCACUUAAAUUAAAACAUCUUAUUGAUAUGUUAAUAUUGAUAUAAAUAUCUCUAUGAAGACAUGCCUUUUUUUUAAACUACAGUAAACAGGUUUAUAAACAAAAAGGAAGCUAACAUAAUAUUGAGAGUGUUCACAUCUUAUAUUUGUAAUUCCUUAAGAAUUGAAAAAGCUAAUUGAGACUUCAGUUCAUGUGAAAGCAGUGUAUGUGUCAUCAUCAAACUGAUUGAGUAACAAUCAUAUGAUAUAGUAACAUUUUUGCCCUGAUUGUAAAUUUUUUUAAACAUCAUAUUCUGUGAUGUGAAUGCAUGCGCCUGUAUAUUUUACCUAGUUAGUCUAGCUUGUGUUUGCUUCUAACGAUAGUCCUCAGCUAAAUGAUUUACUCUUUCUUUUGAUUAACAAUAUUGACAUUUAUAAUGUAUUGACAUUUAUAAUGUACAUAUACAGAAAUCAUUUUCUUAUCUGUUCAACAGUCAGAGAUGUGCUUGAAAAUACAGCAUAUUAGAAAUAGAGCCAUUACAUAUGAAGAGGAGUGAAUUCAAUUGGAAUAUAAAGCUUUACUCAUAACUUUUACUUCAUUCAGGAUGAAAAGCUAUACAGUCUGUUGGAAAGAGCGAUGAUAUACUGUAUAUUGACGAGUCUGCAAAUUCCCCUUCGCGUUACCCUGCUGCCCCCCCUUGGACACAGUUGUGUAGUUCUCCAAUCAGUCUUGACUGAGAUCAAACCUUGUUGUGAUAUUAGAGUGCUCUGUGUUUCGCAGUGUGUAUGCUAGUCUGACUAUUUGACCAUUCACCUAAGUCUCCUUAAGGUUGUAGCUAGACCCAUAUACAGUCACACACAGAGAACCACAAAUAUGAAUACAUACACACACAUGAUACAUGUCUAAUGGCAUCCUUACUUAAAGGCUUGAGUCUAGAGCAGUUGUGAUUGCCUGUUGUUAUUGUUGUUUGUGAGGUUCUUUUUCCACUUUGCUCUGAUUCAUAUGCUAUCACUGAAGUGGAACAGUAUUCAUCCCCAUUAUCAGGUACAAAAUAGAAAACUAAAGAUAGAUGGAUUCAAGUGGACAUUUGUGCAAGCCAUAUGCAAUUCCUACCCAAUAUAUGUACUUUUUCUUACUCAUUUUUGAAGUAAAAGUGAAAAGCAUGACGUUCCACCAGAAAAGCACACUCUCAUUGGGCUACGCUUUGACAAAUGUCACAUUUUGGGAAAAUGUAUUGAAAUUCAUCAAGUUUAUAUUGUCCUCAUCAAAGCUAUACCAAUAGAUAUCCCUCUAUCCGUUUUUAGAUGUCCUUAUAAUGCUAUUAUGAUUACUGUUGAUGUUCUUUGGAUAGCAAUGAGUGCAUAGCAUAUUUCUGGUGUGUAGGCUACUGUACGUAACAAUUCCUCAUCAAUGUUUUUGCUCUACCUAGAGAGCCCCUGGAUUCAUGUAAAAGCUGGUUGGUGGAUGCAGCUAGAAGGUAAUGCAAAGUAAUGAAGGGUUUUUAAUCCAGUCAAUUGACAGUCCAGUCCUAUACCUCUUAGCCCUCUAGCCCUGAGAGAGCUACUCCAUGCCUGAUUUGCUGUGUGUGGUGUUACUAUGGUGGCCAGUGGUUGAAAGUAGAGCAUGGUCACCUCUACGGUCACCCCAAGCAUUCCAGGUGAAAUAAGCUUGUUGUGUCAUCAUCUCAAUCACACAGUGAUUCGUCUGGUUGACUUUAACCAGGACCAGUCAUUGCUCUUGUAUAUCGUCUCAGGGUGCCAAGUGUUUUAUUUCUCCAUUUCUGAAUCUGGAGCAGACCUUUGUACUUUAGUUGGUUUUGUUUUAUUCUUUGUUUGCUUUGAUGUUUUUGGCUUCGCUUUGAGUGUCUGAAAGUAUAGCUCUAAACUCUGGUUUUAUAUUCCCGAAGCUUAUUUCUACCAAUGAAAAUACUGUGUAAUAGGCUUGGCACAAUACAGAUCAAACCAAUCAAGAGGCUGCAGAGAGUACAUAAUACAUUGGAGUACAAAUAUGAAUAAUUGAAUUAUGUUUUGGUAAUACAUUUAGUUAUUAGGUGGAUUUCCCUGAAGUUUUUUUUACCUCUGCAGCUUUUCACAAGCCAAACACGCAACAACAAAAAAAGCCAUGUCAUUUGAUUUGUUAACUGGCUUUGGUUAUUAGUUGGUGGAUAUUUGUUGUAAAGCUAGGUGCAUUGAAUGCAUUAUCUUUUUAAAAGGCUUUUGUGUUGUAUUAUUUUCUGGUUUAGUUUAACUUUUGUUUGUUUUAGUUUUUCUGUGCUGCUUCUCUUGAAAAAAAACACUGUCUCUCCAACUCCAAAGGUUGUUGUUUUGAAAAGAUUAACAAAACUAGCCUUUUUCACAAAUUGCUCAACUUUAUAAUACAGUAUACUGGUAUCCUGAUUACAUGCACAGGCUGAUACCAUUUUAGGAGUAAAAGAAAAGUAAAAUAUGUUUACAAAAAUGUGUCACAUGUCAUGAUGUGUUUAUUCAAUUUGCCAUGUAUAUAGAAAUUGGUAGGUUAAAAUUGGACUGAUGGUUAGUGUUUUUACAUCUGUAAACAGAAAACUAUGUGUUUCCUCAACUUGUCUUUUCAUUCAACUGGGGAUGUUUCAGAGUUACAUGGAUACAAGUGCACCUCCGAUUUUUGCCUUAGAACUUGCAGAGGCCAUAGUUCACAUUCAAGUGAAGUGUAUGCAGGGGCCUACGCCCCCCAUUUCUGAGUCACCACCAGUGCGGACUUUCUCACACUUAUCUACCUGUGAAAUCCUUCAUACCUCUCAUAAUUGGUCAAUGACUGUAUCAGCAAACUGCAUCAGGUGUUUGUUUUUUUUACAUGCUUUUUACACAGAUUAUAUGGAUUAUUGAAUUAGUAGAUUUUGGUGCAUCAUUUUUUUAUGUAAUAACUCUUAAGCUUGUAGUCACAAAGUAGUUUUUCUCUCUCGUUUUUCUAGAAGACUGUUUUGUGUUAAUAUUGUCAAUUUGAAAUAGCUGUUAUUUGCUUAUUCUCUACUAAGUGUUCUUACCUUGUUCAUUUUCAAAUGCUACACAACCCUAAUGAAUUAAAAUGACUUAAUAACCAUUGUAAAUAUGGUAUUGUGUAAACCCCAUUUUCAUUCAUUUAAAUUGAUAGUGUUAUAUAAAUGACAUUUUUGUCUAGACACCAUUUCUGUUUAUGAAAUAAAGAAACAUCAUGUA
Coregonus clupeaformis (lake whitefish) is the source of this 7793-nucleotide messenger RNA. It is a transcript of the gene bach2b, whose product is annotated as BTB and CNC homology 1, basic leucine zipper transcription factor 2b. Gene Ontology annotation, biological process: regulation of transcription by RNA polymerase II. Gene Ontology annotation, molecular function: DNA-binding transcription factor activity, RNA polymerase II-specific; RNA polymerase II cis-regulatory region sequence-specific DNA binding; protein binding. The transcript has 5 exons. The record is from RefSeq and is a predicted model, not a curated record. NCBI's taxonomy places the organism in Eukaryota, Metazoa, Chordata, Actinopteri, Salmoniformes, Salmonidae. The coding region runs from base 259 to 2775 and encodes 838 amino acids.